GUGACCAACGGGUAACGGAUAGUGUUGUGUACAACGCGUUUUAUUGGCUGAUUUUAUCGAGUGUGACCGUGUUUUUCUGAGCUUCUACAUCCAGAUCAGGCUUCGUCAUGAACCUGUUUCGACUAGUGGGGGAUCUCUCCCACCUGUUCGCCAUCAUUAUACUUCUUUUGAAGAUUUGGAAAACUCGCUCGUGUGCCGGCAUCUCGGGCCGAUCUCAGCUGCUGUUUAGUAUUGUAUACACGGCCCGAUACCUCGACCUAUUUACCUCGUUUAUCUCGAUCUACAACACUGUCAUGAAAGUUAUCUUCCUCGUCGCGUCCUUCGGCACCUUGUAUCUGAUGUGUGUGAAGUUCAAGGCCACCUAUGACCGAAAUCACGACACAUUCCGAGUGGAGUUCCUGUUGGCACCCUGCGCUGUGCUUGCCUUGCUGAUCAAUCAUGAGUUCACUAUAAUGGAAAUUCUAUGGACGUUCUCGAUUUAUUUAGAGGCGGUAGCCAUUUUGCCGCAACUCUUUAUGGUAUCAAAAACAGGGGAGGCGGAGACGAUUACGUCGCAUUAUCUCUUUGCACUAGGCUCAUACCGAGCGUUGUACAUUCUCAAUUGGAUCUAUCGUUAUUAUGUGGAAAACUUCUACGAUUUUAUCGCCAUUGUAGCCGGCGUUGUACAGACCGUCCUUUAUUGUGAUUUCUUCUAUUUGUAUGUCACGAAAGUUAUCAAGGGUAAAGCGCUUAAACUGCCGGCCUAGGAAAGCGUGUAUCCGACAUAUGUGCUUUCCCUAUACUCGACCCAUAUAGACCGUUGCGAUGACUGUAUCAGGCCCACCCCUGUUGUACGUGAGCUCCUGCUAUCAUUUCUAUAGGCGUCGCUGUUAUACGUGAGCUCCCGCUAUCAUUUCUAUGGGCGGCAUAUCCAUAACUGGUCUAUUUGCUAAGCAGCCCGAUUAUGUAGAUAUUACACAAAACUGCGGCAAAACGCUGAGGUAGAUCGAAAAUGGACAACAGUUUAUUGGACAGGCAACGCGUAUUCGCGCGUCGAGAUGCGUACGAAUGUACCAAGAAAGACUAACUUGUAAGACAAUUACCAUGAUUUCAUUUUCUGUUUUACUGGAUUUCGAUUCUUCUCUUUAGUUUACUAUGCUGCUCUGCUUCGAAACCUAGAACUAAUAAGUUUGCUAACCCAUUUCUAAGAAAGACUGCAAGGGUUUGCUGUCUCUAUUAUAAUGGUUUCCGAUUUAGGGUAACUUAGACCGGUUGACCUCAAUGUUAACGUUGACGCAACAGAUGGAGAUCAGCUUAGUGAAGAUAAAAACGAAAAAGGAUGCGCUUAAAAAUGUUAAUGAUUAAAAACGCAGUGGUGUAUGUUUUCGUAUUUCAUUGAAGAUUUAUUUAAAAGCAUCUUAGCACCAGCAUCAACUACCAGUGAUUUACUGGUAGUCCGUUUUCAUUAACUUCUUUUAUAUACACUGAGGUAUCUUCUAUUUUUUAUCCUCGACAUAUCGCUAGUAGUUGUCGAUCGCAACAACAGAUGAUUGCACGGCCAACUCAAAAAAAAAACCCUGAUAAGUUCAUAAGAUAGAUGCAGGCGAUCGCCAACGGUCUAAUGAAUCUAAUUACGUGGUGAUGACAGCAACAGUAGCGAAUUCCGGUGAAAGGAGUCACGAUGAUGAUAAUGUUAUACAGCGAGGUUAAAUCGUUGGAGAAGGCGAUGCUGGGGGUUGUAAAAACGAAAACGAAAGAAAUGAAAACGACAAAGAAGAGAAAUCUUGGAAAAUUAUAACCAGUGUUUUUGCUAUCAAUGCUGAGGCUGCAAGUGACUAGUGAAUUAGAAAGAACUAUAAGGCGUGAACGCUCUUUUCCUUGUGGGGCAUGCUUGACCUCUCAACUACAGCAAUUUCGAUGGCGACGCCACGUGCUAAUCAUUGAAAAGGCUAGAAGACAGUUAAUAAGAAUAAGCUUAAUACAAAGGUGACGAUGAGUAUAUCAGCUAUAUAAUGAAGCUUGAAGAUGAAUUAUGAUUAUGAGAAACGAACAUUCAGAACUAUUUUGGCUACCUUCAACAACUGUAUUCAAACAAAAAAAAUGAACGAUAGGUAUAUAUAUAUAAAGGGAGAGAAAGAGAGAGAGCGAGAUCGCAAGAAAGAAACAAACAAAAAGGCUGAUGAACUGCUAGUACUACUAAGUAGAUAUAAAGAAUUCGGAAAAAAGGAAAGGGCUAACGAAUCAACUUAUUAUUAAUAUUAUAAGGAAAGUCGAAAAACUUUAUGAAGAAUGAAUGUUAGUGUAAGGUCAUGUCCGCCGCGGAGCAUUUCGUAGGAUCUUCAACGACGUAACUAGUGUUUGAAAGAUUUAAAUAGGGUCGAACAAGCGGUGUGGAUGUACGGAAUGGCUUUGAACAGUGAUCGAAGGCUCAAAGGCAUCUUGUACUAAAUAUGAACGGGACAAGUCAGUGGGGCUACUACAUUAUAGUGAACAUAAAAAUGAUAUGAAAUAACGAAAAUGCUUAUCAUUUUUUCGAUUGUUGAACACGACCCCAAUAAUAGUGGGUAAGGUAGCAGUUUCAACGUCCCGCACGAAUUGGUCAUAAUGCGUAGUCGUUAACAGGGAUACGGGUGGAACGUGUAGGGAUCACGGUGUGUUGGAUAGACUCGUGUGAAUGAAAGGUAGAUUGAGAAGUGUCAAUGCGUGUGAAACAAAUAGGGCGAAAGUAACGAUGCGGAGGUAAGAACGAGAAGGGAAAAUCAGGUUCUGAACCGAUCAAUUCGUAAUCGCCCAGAAUCGACAAUGAAAGCGAGAAAAUUAGAGACACGAAUGUUUUCUUGAUAUUAUUAUUAUUAUUAUAAUUAUUAUUAUUAAUAUUAUGCAAAUAAUAAAAUGGGAUGUUAUUUUAUA
Molecule: messenger RNA, 2889 nt
Organism: Varroa destructor (honeybee mite)
Lineage: Eukaryota; Metazoa; Arthropoda; Arachnida; Mesostigmata; Varroidae
Gene: KdelR
Product: ER lumen protein-retaining receptor
Biological process (GO): protein retention in ER lumen
Cellular component (GO): membrane
Molecular function (GO): ER lumen protein retrieval receptor activity
Source: RefSeq, a predicted model, not a curated record